Molecule: messenger RNA, 948 nt
Organism: Fraxinus pennsylvanica
Lineage: Eukaryota; Viridiplantae; Streptophyta; Magnoliopsida; Lamiales; Oleaceae
Source: the annotation of a GenBank genome assembly
AUGCAAGUUAGGGCAAUAGAGAAGAAACCACAAAGUAGCAGGUUGGGAAUCUGUUCAUUAACAGCCGAAUCUUAUGUAUCAAGUUUCUCCAUAGGGACAGAUUCAUCAUGUGCUUUUGUCACUUCUUGGACCACCAACAAAGAAUCACUCGUUACUUGUAAAUUUGGAAUGGAUAAAGGUAAGCAAAUCUGUAAGCCCUUCAACAUCGUUAAAAGCUCCACCUCCAUUGGAUCCAUCCUGCCCAUCUUUGGUUUACUAGCUGAGAAAAUCCGUUGUCGUCUUGUCCUGUUGUAUCCCGGAGGACUAUCCCAGUCCCAUAGCUACAUUGAUCAUCAAAUAAGGCCCAUCAAUAUUAAGCUUUACCCCUUUCGGAGGUGCACUCCACCCUUCUCCAAAUAUAGAGGAGUUGCAAGACAUCAUCACAACGGGAGAUGGGAAGUUCGAAUUGGCAGAGUUUUCAGCAACAGAUACCUCUAUCUUGGGACUUAUGCUACACAAGAAGAAGCUGCAAUUGCCUACGACAUGGCAGCCAUAGAAUAUCGUGGACUAAACGCUGUCACAAAUUUUGAUCUUAGUUGUUACAUAAAUUGGUUAAAACCUAACAAUAAUGACCCUAACAAGUCCAAUCCUAUCCCACGAGCCGCCACUGCCACAUCAGCACUAGGGCUUUUGUUACGGUCUUCCAAGUUUAAGGAAAUGAUGGAGAUGACCCUGGCAGGCGAGUACCCGGGCACGCCACUGGAGUCGGAUCCACCACAAAGCAGCAUUCCUGAAGAUGUAAAAACGCAUUUCGAAUCCAACGAUUUUUAUUCGUACAAUAUUCAAGGGGAUGAUUUUCUUGAGGAGCUCAAUUCAAUAUUCAUGCCACCAAUGGUUCGGUUUGACGUAAUGCUUAAUGGAGAUUAUUUGGUUCAACAAUUUGUUCAUGAGAGUACGAGAAUAGGGUGA